CACCGUGUUUGUUUUGUUUUUCCUAUAAUAUGGAAUCACCCUUGCUUCCUCUGGGUAGGAGAGGAAGGUGCUUUGUUCUGGAUGAGAGAACCAGAGGGUGAAAUGGUUGAAUCUGCCAGUCAGACAGUGCUGUGCCUCUGUUGCCCAAGUAGAGGCUGGUUGGUAAUUAGGCCUAAAGGCAUGGUCCAGCAUUUUCCCAUAUGGUCCUCCCCAGCUGACAAAUGCUCAGGGAUAUGAGGAGCAAGUGCACAAAGCAGACCAAGAUGUUCCUGUUAAACAUUUUUGUCCACGCAUGUAUGCUGAUCCCGUUCCUAAAAUGCUCUUAACUCUUUGCUUGUCAUGUGCAGUUUGAAACCAUCACAGAUAAUAGUGUCCUGGGAAGAUGCUUUUGGAAUUAAUCAAUAGACAUAAUGGCUGAUGUAUUUUUCUCCCCUCUCUUGUCAGAAGCUGUGCCCUGACUUGGUUCUUCCCACAAGCUUGAUUGGUGCUUCUGGGAAAGUGCUGUGCUCUUGAAGCCUCAUUUAUGGAAAAUGAUACAUUUUUAAAAUCUGUUUGUGUUAAUGGUCUGUAAGAUUAAGUGCGUGGUGUGUGAAGGUGGUACUGAGAAACAGUAAGUAACUGAGAUGGGGCAAUAUACUUUUGUAAUAGUUUUAUUUGCCUUCUAUUUUAAUUCGAAGCUUUCUUUCAAUUUCCUGUGGGUUUUUGUUUAAACAGUGUCCUCUGGGCUGAGAAGUUUCCCCUCCUGCUGAAGCUGCUCUGCCCGUGUUCACGGAGCUGUGUUCCUCUCGGCUGUCUGCCCUGUAGCACCUUGCUGAUCUCCAGGCAGCCCCUGUGCCCCUUCCUGGGGUCACUGUGGAAGGACCAUGGCAGACACCGGGGAGGGGAAAAAGGAGGAGGCUGAUUAUAAAAGACUUCACAGCUUUCCACUGAUUAGGCACACGGACAUGCCGGAGGAGAUGCGUGUAGAGGCUAUGGAGCUGUGUGUCACAGCGUGUGAGAAAUAUGCCACUAACAACGAGAGUGCUGCCAAGAUGAUCAAAGAGAUGAUGGACAAGAAAUUUGGGUCCUCCUGGCAUGUGGUGAUUGGGGAAGGUUUUGGCUUUGAGAUCACUCACGAGGUGAAGAAUCUGCUGUACAUGUUCUUUGGUGGCAGCCUGGCCGUGUGUGUCUGGAAGUGCUCCUGACCUCUGGCCAGGUUCUAGACUUGGUGCAUACAAGAGAUUUCUUCCUUCUCUUGACAGAUUUUGUACAGUCUGGAGGUGGGGCUUUAUUUUUAAUAGUUAAACGUCAAUAUUUUUUUUCAUACUGAUGUAACAGUUCUGUGGGAUACCUAUAGUUGGUGUGUCUGUGCGUAUAAACUUGCUAAGCUGUCUUGUCCUUGCUCAUGGGAUUUUUUUAUCUGUCUGUGGCUCUUUCUUUGGUGCUUGAGCCAAAGCAGGAAGGAGGUGGGGAACAGGUAACCGCACGACACUGCAGACGCUACAGCAAUGCUAGGAGGAGGAAGCGAAAGAGGAAAGGUGCUAUUUAGCCCUAUGGUUUGGUUGUUGUUUUUUUUUUUCCCUCCCACUUGUGCCAUAUCAUGUCCUCUCUUCUCUGCAUUCCCCACUACCAUGUGGUAUGGCUCUGACCAGCACCUGUCUCUCCUCUCUCUGAAUGCUGAGAAUACCUUCUUCCUCCCUCUUCUGAGAUGUCAGUACAGAACUGGCAGUGCCAAGGGUCUCCCUUCGGGCUGCCUGUGGAGGUGUUGGCCCCAGGAAAGCAGACUCGGCUUGCCCUUCCCUGCUUGUUUUGGGAGGGUACAACAGCUGAGCUGCCUGGGUGUAGGAAGUUGCUAUGCAAACUGCCCCCUCCUUUCUCACCCACCGCACACUGAGAUAGCAUGAAAACACAGGCGGCUGACGAUGCCUGGGGAGUGGGUGAGAGCUCUUCAUAAGGCUCAAAUGCUUCCCUGUCAGUUCUUGGGGGUGUUGCAAGUGCUGUGUACUUUCAGCAUCUUGUUUGGAGGCUGGUAGAGGAAGGAGGCUCCAUGUGAGAUAUCACUUGGUCAUCAGCAGCCUAAUGUCUUUUUGGACUUGCAUUCUUUUAGCCUGUCUCAUUUUUUUAAAGCUGACAAUGUUGGAGGAUGGAAUGAACAUAAUUGUAUGUUACAUAUAUGGCUUAUUUAUAUAAAACUAGGGAACUGUGUUUUUACAAUUAAAAAUUAGCAAAAUGUC
Athene cunicularia (burrowing owl) is the source of this 2213-nucleotide messenger RNA. RefSeq names its product dynein axonemal light chain 4 (gene DNAL4). Gene Ontology annotation, biological process: microtubule-based process. The transcript has 3 exons. NCBI's taxonomy places the organism in Eukaryota, Metazoa, Chordata, Aves, Strigiformes, Strigidae. The record is from RefSeq and is a predicted model, not a curated record. The coding region runs from base 864 to 1184 and encodes 106 amino acids. Gene Ontology annotation, molecular function: dynein intermediate chain binding; dynein light intermediate chain binding. Gene Ontology annotation, cellular component: dynein complex.